CAUCGAAGUUACCGGAGAACCGCCAUUGUUUGAAUAAAAAGCUCAACAUCCUAGUACCUAUUAUGGAUAAACAUUCGUCUGUAAGUAGCGCACUAAACUCUGCUUCACCCAACACGAAAAGUCGAAGGGUUAAAAGUUGGCGCUUAUUUUAAAGAACUUUCUCUAAAAAUUCCACCAAUCGGGAUUCCAGGUCCUCGACCAGGGUUAAAUGUUGCACAGUGAUGGCCGAUGACAGUGACAUUGACAGCUGGUAUUUAAGAAAAGAUGAAAUCGUUCAGACGUCCCAUAAAAACCUGCGUUCGAAAUUCAACGACCCUGGUCACAACGGGAUUAGACUAUCAAACGGUUACUCCACAGCCUCCCACCGGUCUCGAGCCGGGGAACAAAAAUCGUCCGGAUCUAGCACUGAAGUUCGUUUCAUAAACCCAGCGAUAUACGCGGAGUCUCUCACACCCUCGAACGGCUUCACCGAAAGCGUCGAGACGCCCUGCAGCACAAGCACCGACGAGGAGGCAACCGUCGUCGUCGAGGUCCGUUGCGGCGACUCGAACGGUCUCGCAGACGGGUUCUCCACCCUAUCCGUCAACGAAAACUCCCCCAGCAUCGGCGACGGGGAUGCCCCUAGUGAUCAGGUUGAUCUGGGUGCAGCGGACACGUACCGGUGCGGUUCUGAGUCAGACACAUCGCGGACCUCCACGCUUACCCUGACGAACAAUUCAAAGUCCGUUACUCGGCUCGUGAGGCGCUGCGUAAUCGAUGGGUCCUCAAAAAUUUACGACGAAGGAGAUACGGCUGUGGAUCAGGAGGACGUUCACAGGUUCUCGACGAAUUGUCGCAGAGUAGUGCAGUUCUCUUCUUCGUCGCUUUCGAGUUCUGCUUUCUCCGACUCCAGGACCAGCGGCCUUGAUCUUGCUCGGAGAAUCGCCCAUCAGGAAUGGGUCCAGAAGAAGCAGCGGGCUGCGCUCCAGAAGAGCGAAGCUGAGCGCAAGGCCGAACUCAGACGUCGGCAGAAAGAAGAACGGGCCGAGAGGGAACGACUUGAGCGCGAGCGGAACGAACGGGACAAUUUUUUAAAAUGGCAGGAACGGAAGAAGAAGGAAGAAGCGGAUAGGAAACAGGCUGUCGAACAGGAACUCGAACUUCAAAGGCGGCUGAAGGCGGUCGAAGAUCGAGCCGCCAUCGCGAAGAUAAUACAUCUUCAGCAGUGGGCGAGAAAAAAGGAAGUUGCGCAGAAAGCACAACAGAAGGAACAAGAGCUUAAACAAAAGGCCAUUGAAGAAGAUCGGAAAAAGAGACUGGCGGAAAGCUCUCAGGCUUUUGAAAAGUGGCGAGAAAGCGCAAAGAGCAGACCCAGACCUGCUACUCAAGGACUCCUACCCCACCAGCGUGCUAAGCCAUCGUACGUGAAUCCGAAGCCCUGGCAGCAAAUCGUCGACGUUGAAGAAUCGGAAUCACAGGAAGAUUUGUUGCGUAAGAAAUCCGCAGUGCAGGGCAAACAAAAGGGUAAUAUUGUUAGAAGAAGCAUCGCAUCGCAUCACUGACAACGACAAAAUGGCGCAAAAGAAGAGCGUCCACUGAAAGAGGAGCCCACCCACGUAUUUUUCAAAUCUCAAUCAGAGACGGUAUUACCGAUCACUAUUCGAUCGAUCACAAUUAUCGUCAGCAUCAACGUGGAU
This is a messenger RNA of Diprion similis, 1676 nucleotides long. Its product is annotated as vicilin-like seed storage protein At2g18540. Lineage: Eukaryota; Metazoa; Arthropoda; Insecta; Hymenoptera; Diprionidae. The transcript is spliced from 4 exons. The coding region runs from base 222 to 1541 and encodes 439 amino acids. The record is from RefSeq and is a predicted model, not a curated record.